Molecule: messenger RNA, 2084 nt
Organism: Pangasianodon hypophthalmus (striped catfish)
Lineage: Eukaryota; Metazoa; Chordata; Actinopteri; Siluriformes; Pangasiidae
Exons: 6
Coding region: 131-1018 (295 amino acids)
Source: RefSeq, a predicted model, not a curated record
GUGUGUCACUGUGAAUGUGUUUGCAUUAUAUCUACUGGUCUACAUGGUGUAGAAAGGCUGUGUGUGUGUGUGUGUGUGUGUGUGUGUGUGAUAUCGCUGGGUGAUUUCAGAGUGUCAUGGGCUUUCAAACAUGCAACAUCUCUGUGUUCUACUUUGGGGGCUUUUCGUUUCCUGUUACUGUGGUUCCAGUGAUUCCUUUUUUGUGAGUCAGUUUCCGUCCACACUCAUGCUGAGGAAAGAAGAGCAGGUUCAGAUCAUCUGCAGCUGGAACAUCAGCAUCACCAGAGCAAAAGUGAACUGGUUUAAAGACUACCACACAGUUAUAUUUAAUCAAACCGACAAACUCAUUGCUACAGAACCCAGCGGCAGCAAUUCAACAUUAGUUAUAAACAACGCCGAUAAAAAUGAUGCAGGCGUUUAUACAUGUGUAGUUACACAAGACAUCCCUCAUCUGUUGAAGGUAACCGGAACGGGGACAAACAUCACAUACCAGGCGGAAAAUGAGCCUGUUUCUACCAUCACACCACUUUCUGCUACCUCACCCAAAACAGAACAGCCUGUUACUACUACUACUGAACCAGUUUCUACUGCCUCACCUAAUACAAUAUGGGACGCUGAAGAAGUUUAUGAGAACGGACCCGUCAUUUUUGCAAUCCGAUGUGUGCCCUUCAUCACUUUACUGCUGGCCGUCUGGUUUCUUAACAGAGACAAAAAGAAUAAACGACCAAGAGCAGGUCCAGAAAGAGCAGAAGAGCAAGACGUAGUCGUGGAGGAGGAGAAUGAACGAAAAGGACGAGAACAACCGGGACAAGAAAGAAAAGAAGAAGAGAGGGAUAAACAACUGGAACAAGGAAGAGGAGUGGAAUCUGAGAAUGAAUUAACGGCAGAGAAAAGAGGAGUGAUUGAGAGGGCUGAACAAGCAGGACAGGGAAGAGAAGUGGAAGUGGUGAAUGAAUUAACGGGACAAGAAAGAGACUUGAACAAGAGAAGUGCGGAACUGAAUGAAUGUGUUGAAUAGUUUAGGAAUUAGCCGAUUCACAUCAUAGUGCUGCUAGAAAUCACAAAUCUUUAAACCAAGACCAGAAGGAAGGUCAGAAACAACGCACUAGCUCUUUCACUGGCAGCUCAUGUGCUAGUGGAACACGUAUUGUAAACAAGGAGGGCUUCCCUCACACUCCUGUACCUGAGUUAUUGACUUAUUAAUGUUAAUGGCAAUGUCAAUUUUAUUUAUAUAGCACCAUGAAGAGCAGCAUAGGUUGACCAAAGUGCUUUACAACAAUAAUUACAGAAGCUAAAAUAGAAAUAAAAUAAUAUCAGUAAAAAAAACUAACAUUAUAACUGUUGUUACAUAACAAUCAUAUAACAAAUUUAAAACCAUCUCUACAGCUUGGAUUUGGAAAUGGUUAAGGUAGGAGCAGGUUUAAUGUGUAAAGGCAGACUAUUCUAAAGCUUAUUCCAGCCACAGCGAAAGCACCAUCACUCCUAAACUUCAAUAAGAUCUGAGAACCUGCAUCUGACCCCGGAUUCCUAACAAGCUGGGAUAUGUGAAGAAAAGAAUUUCACAGUGCUGGGAUGUAUAUGUGACAAAUAAAGGCUUCUUCAUCUUCUUCUUCUUCUAGUAGCACUUGAUCACAUGACCUCCUAGAGGGAGUGUGUACAGAUAGAAGCUCUGUAAGAUCUGAUGGAGCUAGAUUGUUCAGAGAUUUCUAAACUAGUAGGAGUGUUUUGAAAUCAGUUCUGUAGCGCACCAGUAGACAGUGUAGAGAAGCAAGAAUAGAGGUAAUGUGUUUGCACUGCCGUGUAUCUGUCAUGAGUCUGCACUAACCGUAAUUCCAGUGUACAGAGAGUUGCAAUAAUCCAGACGAGAGGAGACAAAAGCUUACUGCAGCUUACGUGUGUGCUUUACCACUACACUGCCAAUGACCAAAGAGAGACAAAGAAAGAAGCAGUGGAGAGAUUAGGAUUUGUUUAGUGUUGAGUGUUGAUUGUUUAGUGUUGAGUGUUGAGCGUUUAGCGUUGAGUGUUUAGUGUUGAGUGUUGAGCGUUGAGCGUUUAGCGUUUAGCGUUGAGCUUUUAGCGUUGAG